AAAGGGCUUAUAAUAAAACCUCUAUUUCUUUCUUCGCCGUGGUGCGAUCCUCUCGCCGUCUCUCUCUCUCUCUCAACUAUGGAAGUACUGGGACUCCCUUCUCUAAAUACUCUGAGGAGUUCAUCUCAUGGGUUUCAGAAAAAACAAAGCAUAAAACUAAUGGGAAGGCGUGAAUUUUUCGAAGUUUCAAAACCAUCUUCUCCGGAAACCAAACUCACUUACAGAACCCAUUAUCAUUCAAGAAUUCGAAUGAUAGCGGAUGAGGAAGAGGACUCGGCAAGGCAGAUGAAGGAGAUGGCUGCAGCCAAAAAGAGAUGGGAAGCUCUGAUUAGGGAAGAAAAGGUCAAAGUCUUGACACCAAGGGAGGCUGGUUAUGCAAUUCAACUUUCUAACACAACUCUUCUUGAUGUCCGCCCCUCUACAGAACAUAAAAAGGCAUGGGUUAAAGGGUCAGCCUGGAUUCCAAUAUUUGAUGUUGACAACAGAUUUGAUGUUGGCAUACUUUCAAGAAAGAUAACAAAUUUUGUGAUGGGGGGUUGGUGGAGUGGUGUACCAACAUUAUCAUAUGACAGCCAGUUCUUAGCAAAGGUUGAGGAGAAGUUUUGUAAAGAUAUUGACCUCAUUGUUGCAUGCCAAAAGGGAUUAAGAUCACUUGCUGCAUGUGAGCAACUUUACAAUGCAGGCUACAGAAACCUCUUCUGGGUUCAAGGAGGUCUAGAAGCUGCUGAAGAAGAAGAUCUUGAGAGGGAAGGUCCUCAGCCUUUCAAGUUUGCUGGAAUAGGCGGAGUUUCCGAGUUCCUUGGUUGGACUGAUCAACAACGAGCUGCAGCUGCCAAGGAAGGUUGGGGUUAUCGCUUAGUCUUCUCUGCACGUCUGGUUGGUCUUUUUAUCGUUGCGGAUGCCUUGUUUAUUGGGGCUCAACAAGUGGGUCGUUAUCUUCAGGACCUGAGGUCCCACUGAGAGUUUAAUGUAGGAAUUAGUGGUAUCUAUGCACAGAGCUUCUCAGAGAUGAUUUAUCCCAUCUCCUGAUCACAUUCUAGCCACUGGAGAUUCUUUAAAUCCCAAUUUUGGAAUUGGAAGCUUGUGUCCAUUUGGGGUUUAAUCGUGGAAGAUGCCAUUCUGGAUCCCACUCUGGCUCUCUUCUAUAUCUUUUUCACGCUUCCAUUUUUAUGGUACAAUUUCCUGGUUAUUUAGCUAUAUUUUGCCGCGUUCCAGAUUAUGUGCUCUUCUUUGUAACUAUGAGGAGUGGAUGUGCAUUUCCACAUGGAAUUUUGGUGGACAUUCUUUUGCAAAUCAAGACUUAGCUGCCGAAAUGUUAUUUUAUGGAGUGCACUAAAUUUUCUAUCC
This is a messenger RNA of Nelumbo nucifera (sacred lotus), 1347 nucleotides long. Its product is annotated as Rhodanese/Cell cycle control phosphatase superfamily protein. Lineage: Eukaryota; Viridiplantae; Streptophyta; Magnoliopsida; Proteales; Nelumbonaceae. The record is from RefSeq and is a predicted model, not a curated record.